This is a messenger RNA of Drosophila gunungcola (fruit fly), 1375 nucleotides long. RefSeq names its product lysosomal aspartic protease. The transcript has a single exon. Gene Ontology annotation, molecular function: aspartic-type endopeptidase activity. Gene Ontology annotation, biological process: proteolysis; cell death. The record is from RefSeq and is a predicted model, not a curated record. Lineage: Eukaryota; Metazoa; Arthropoda; Insecta; Diptera; Drosophilidae. Gene Ontology annotation, cellular component: lysosome. Bases 1 to 1185 code for a protein of 394 amino acids.
AUGCACUGCCUCUUUUGGUUGUUGUCCGUGUGGAUCCUGUGCCUGUUUGGGCCAAACUCCCAGGCUCAACUUAUCCGCGUUCCCAUGCAAUUUCAGGCCUCUUUUAUGGCCAGUCGUCGUCAACAUCGUGCCGGUAGAUCGUCUCUCCUGGCCAAGUACAAUGUGGUUGGUGGACAGGAGGUUACGACACAGAAUGGUGGAGCCACCGAAACGCUGGACAACCGGUUAAACUUGGAGUACGCAGGACACAUCAGUAUUGGCACUCCGGGUCAACCGUUCCACAUGCUCUUCGACACUGGAUCGGCCAAUCUGUGGGUGCCCAGUGCCGAGUGUUCGGCCAAGAACUUGGCCUGUCAGCACCAUCAUCGCUAUAACGCCAGUGCCUCGAGCAGUUAUGUUCCGGAUGGUCGGAGAUUUGCCAUGGCCUACGGUACUGGCAGCUUGUCGGGGAGGUUGGCCCAGGACACGGUUUCCAUUGGCCAACUGGUGGUGCGAAAUCAAACCUUCGGCAUGGCCAUGCACGAGCCGGGCUCCACUUUUGUGGAUACCAACUUUGCGGGGAUCGUGGGAUUGGGUUUUCGAGCCAUAGCUGAACAGAAGAUAAAGCCAUUGUUCGAGAGCAUGUGUGAUCAAAGCUUAGUGGAUGAGUGUAUAUUCUCGUUUUAUCUGAAACGUAAUGGCAGUGAACGAAUGGGUGGUGAGCUACUCUUUGGUGGUGUGGACAAGUCCAAGUUCUCGGGGUCCCUAACCUACGUACCCUUAACUCUUCCGGGCUACUGGCAGUUCCCAUUAGAUGGUGUAGAACUGGGCGGUACAAUAAUCAGCCAGAACCGUCAGGCCAUUGCCGAUACAGGUACUUCUCUAUUGGCGGCUCCUCCAAGGGAAUAUCUGAUUAUUAAUAGCCUGCUUGGCGGCUUACCCACAUCGAAUAAUGAAUAUCUGCUCAACUGUUCUGAGAUCGAUAAAUUGCCCGAAAUAGUGUUUGUUAUUGGAGGCCAGCGAUUUGGAUUGCAGCCCAGGGAUUAUGUAAUGAGGGCAGCCAAUGACGAUGGUUCGACAAUAUGUCUGUCCGCUUUCACCUUGAUGGAGGCGGAUUUUUGGAUUCUGGGAGACGUCUUCAUCGGCCGAUAUUACACCGCCUUUGAUGUGGCCCACAGGCGGAUUGGAUUCGCCCCAGCAGCCUAAACAACAUGCUUCGCUUAGUUGCGUUUCCAAUAGAUAACACACAUCCGUUCUAUUUAAUGGCAAAACUUUGCCUUAAAACGGGGCCGGAGAGAAAUCACGAGAGUUGGUAACAGAGAGGGAUUGAAACCAGUUUUGUGGAAAAAAGAGCUGACCGACUCACGUUCAGGUUCGACGAGCCCGUCGAAUAGAU